AAAGUGUCAUAAUAGCAUAUGAAAUAAAAGAGUUGUAGUAGUGUUAUUAUUGUUCACAUAUGAUAUACUCAUACAAAUUAAAGAAAAUAAUGGAGGAAGGUGGUGGUGGAGAAGAGAGGAGGAUGAAGAUGAAGGCGAUGGUGGCCAUAGAUGAGAGUGAGGGAAGCUUCUAUGCUCUAAAAUGGGCCCUUGAUAACUUCUUCAUUGACAAUAAUAAUAACAAUGAAGAAGGCAGCAUAAUGGUGUAUCUUGUUAAUGUUCAACCCAAAUUCCAACAACAUAUCUACCCCGUUGGAGUCGCUGGAGCUGCAUUUUAUCCUGCAACUGCUGUUAUGGAAUCUGUUAGGAAAGCCCAGGAAGAAAGUUCCGCAGCUAUUCUCUCUAAAGCCUCCAAGAUGUGCAAGGAUAAGUUGGUGAAAGCAGAAAGUAUAAUUUUGAAAGGAGACCCAAGGGAAAUGAUUUGUCAAGCCGCAGAGCAAAUGAAUGUUAAUCUUCUGGUCAUAGGUAGCCGUGGCCUUGGCACAAUCAAAAGGGCAUUCCUUGGAAGUGUAAGCGAUUAUUGUGCUCAUCAUGUCAAAAUCCCAAUCGUUAUUGUGAAGCCACCACCAGAGGAUCAAACUAAAAAGCAACACUAAUGCCGUUUUCUGCUUAUGUUUCAGUCAUGUUAUAUAUUUUAUGCAUGUCUCAUUUUCAAUAAUUUGUAAUAAUUAAUAAGGGAUGCAGAUAUAUGAAAAUUUGUUGUACUGUGUUGUGGUUUA
This is a messenger RNA of Arachis duranensis, 758 nucleotides long. Its product is annotated as universal stress protein PHOS34. Lineage: Eukaryota; Viridiplantae; Streptophyta; Magnoliopsida; Fabales; Fabaceae. The record is from RefSeq and is a predicted model, not a curated record. Bases 60 to 635 code for a protein of 191 amino acids. The transcript has 4 exons.